CUCAUCUACUUUGGAAGAAACCCAGGAAUCUUCUAUCACUUCACGGUGCCCAGAGACAGCGACUACCGUGACGCCGUCGACUCCAGGGCUGCCGAGCCCAGCGCAGCAGACGACAGGAGACACCACGGACAUCAUCGCCGACGUCAUCAUCGACGUCACCGCGGCGACAGGCCGGAGCACACGUCCGCUCAUGAAGGAGUACCACAAGCAGACGUGAUUCCUGCCGUCAGCCAAGGAACCUCACCUCUGCACCUGAGAAGACGGCAGCACAGGCGUCAGCCACUCAGGACCUCGCAUAGACCAUCGGUCAUCUUGAGGUCAUCGUAUCAGAGACCAGAUGGUAAAGGAACCCACGGUAGUGCCAGCAGAGACAGAGACGAUGAUGACAAUACAGAUAGUAGAGACACUCGACAGAAUUCGCGAAGACCAACGAAAAAGGCGUCUCCUCCGAGGUCGUACAUACAAAUCAAGUCCAAAUCAAGGCUGCGAAACAAACAGGCGCCAAUUUCUUCCAAGAAAACGCCGUCUGAUUCCCAGAAUCAGCAGGGCGCCGCGGCUCCAGGCAAAUCGGGCGUCGGUUACGAGCAGGGUCAGUUUUUCGUGAAGGGAGAGAAUGGAUCUAUACAGUAUAAACAUUACUAUCACACUAACGUUCACGACGGGCUUGGGGACGUGCCCAUAGGUUCCGCCAACGGCGAUGAGAAGACGAGCCAGGGAUCAGUUCGUUACGGACAGAAACCCACAAGGAUAGACAGUUCAUACGACGACAG
This is a messenger RNA of Aplysia californica (California sea hare), 770 nucleotides long. RefSeq lists its product as uncharacterized. NCBI's taxonomy places the organism in Eukaryota, Metazoa, Mollusca, Gastropoda, Aplysiida, Aplysiidae. The record is from RefSeq and is a predicted model, not a curated record.